UUUCAAUUUGCACACUAUUCCAGCAUCCGCAAUCUGCUCUCUUCGGGAAACCCAGUCAUUUUCCACACUGCCAAAAAUUCUCCGAUCCCUUUCCUCCAAUUCUCAUCCGUCGCACAUUCCGUUUCUCCCGCUACCUCUCCGCCCCCUUCUCCACGUGUUUCCUUCUCGUUAAUCCGCAGUUCCCAGUUCAGAACGAAGAAUGUCGGAGCGCAAGGCCGUGAUCAAGAACGCCGACAUGUCGGAGGAGAUGCAGCAGGAUGCCGUGGACAUUGCCACGCAGGCCCUGGAGAAGUACAACAUCGAGAAGGACAUUGCGGCCUUCAUCAAGAAGGAGUUCGACAAGAAGUACAAUCCCACAUGGCACUGCAUCGUCGGCCGCAAUUUCGGCAGCUAUGUGACCCACGAGACGAAGCACUUCAUCUACUUCUACCUGGGCCAGGUGGCCAUCCUCCUCUUCAAAUCGGGAUGAGGAGCGCGAUCAGCACCGCGGACGGGGCGUUAGAUCUGUUUCUUCACUGUCUCUCUAUUUUUCUCGCAAUGGCGGUUGUUUCUUUCCACACGACACACACUUUCUCAUUUCGGGCGUAGCGGCUUAAUUUAAAAAUCGGUUCACAAAAAUCAGCACGGCGGUUUUGAUCAAAAAAAGAUGUUGUUUUUUCAUCGUGAUGCGGCGAAGGUUUGAAUGUCCUGUCAUUUGACAACGAGCGUGCGACGGCGAUUUGCGAAUUCCAAUGAAAUAAAUGUUUGUUUUUA
Paramacrobiotus metropolitanus is the source of this 753-nucleotide messenger RNA. Its product is annotated as dynein light chain 2, cytoplasmic. Gene Ontology annotation, biological process: microtubule-based process; cilium assembly. NCBI's taxonomy places the organism in Eukaryota, Metazoa, Tardigrada, Eutardigrada, Parachela, Macrobiotidae. The record is from RefSeq and is a predicted model, not a curated record. The coding region runs from base 200 to 469 and encodes 89 amino acids. The transcript is spliced from 3 exons. Gene Ontology annotation, cellular component: cytoplasmic dynein complex. Gene Ontology annotation, molecular function: dynein light intermediate chain binding; dynein intermediate chain binding.